Rasamsonia emersonii CBS 393.64 is the source of this 2574-nucleotide messenger RNA. RefSeq lists its product as uncharacterized. Gene Ontology annotation, molecular function: protein binding. The record is from RefSeq and is a predicted model, not a curated record. The coding region runs from base 1 to 2574 and encodes 857 amino acids. NCBI's taxonomy places the organism in Eukaryota, Fungi, Ascomycota, Eurotiomycetes, Eurotiales, Trichocomaceae. The transcript is spliced from 4 exons.
AUGUCGCAUGAGUGGGCAAGACUCUGGCGUGCGACCGAAGAUGAAGAAUCGGGCACUAGAAAAUGGAGAGUACGGAACGAUUUACGCCUAAAACCGAUCAAUGUUGAGAAGGGGGCCAAAAGAUUCCCUGUGUAUGUUAUGACUUAUCUCGUCAGCAACAGUCAGGACUAUGCUAAUGAAGACCGCCAUCAGAUCUAUGUCUGGAAACCGUCUGGUCCUUGGCAGGUCCUUGGCUCGACACCGGAGAUGAUCAUCACGCCCGUGAUGAAGGACCCCAACGCAGAAGGCUACAUUUCCCCCGAGUUCCCUCAUGCCAUUAACAACAUCCUUGUCGACGACCUAGGACGUGAUGAGGUUUUACUCCUUGCGACCGAUUCCGGAAACGUUUGUGGCUACCAUGUCGAGAGCAUCUUCUCAGCAUUAGAGCGUGCGAAGGCAAACAACGAGAAACGCCCAGUAAGGGAUCCACAUAUUGACCCGUUUCUGUGUGAGCAUGUUGGCAUGAGCGCUUGGGGAUUGGCAAUUCAUAAGCUUGCCCGCUUGAUUGCCGUCAGUGCUAAUACUGGCCUCAUUACCGUCUUUGCAUUUGCGUUGGUCGACACCAGCUCCGAGAGCAGUGACGACUCGGAGAGCCCUUUGGACUUCCAGGACGAUUACAGAGACUAUGGACAGAACUGGUUAAAUGUUGAGAACAACGCUCAAUUCCUCCAGUUUCGUCGUCUUAUGCCAGAUCGUUACCGUUCCCGCAAUGUUCGGCUCACGUACACAGGGCAUUUCACCAAUAUUCCGUGUGUCUCAUUCCUCAAUUGCGACCUCGACCCCAAUGGGACAUGGAUGGUCAGUACUGAUAUAGACAAUAAGCUACUUGUCUGGAAGAUCUGGGAAGGCCUUGGGCCCUUCAAUGCUUUUCACUUUAGUGAUGCUUCUGUUGAGCCGUUUCCACAAACCUUGCGCAACGAUGAACGUGGCUGGAGCGUUUUGGCACUUGACCCCCGGACUUUCCGAUUGAAGAAGUCGCUCGUCCAGGCGUGCGGUGGAUGUCCGUACCAAAAGAUGAGAGACAGUGAGACAGUAUUUGACCUCACUCAUCUGAGCAGAGAGGUUCAAGAUGCUUCUCAUUUGUACAACUACUUCCCGCCUGCUGUCAGGAGUGAACCGGAAGAGCCGACUAUUCCUGAUAUUUUCGACCCUGAUUGCUGCAUCAGCAAAGACAGCUAUCCACAGACGCCUUCCUUAUCUCGAUCCUCCGAUACAUCUUCUGACGACGAGCUGAGUGACAUUGAGGGUGUAUCAGCUAGCAACGUUGGGCGUGAGGAAAGCCAUGAAGGGCGAUCCUCAGGAGAGCAAGGCACAGAUGGACAAAGAUCCGCCGCUGCUGAGGCUGAAACUAGAAGCGAUCAACCGACUCCACACCAAGCAGCUGACAAUAAUAAUAACGGUCACUUUACGCUGGAUGAGUCAAUGACUGCUAACGAUGUUCUUCAACUUAUCCUGCAAGAGGCUCUUGGAGACGCUAUGUCUGAUUCAGACAUAGAAUUAGAAGUGAUAGAUGACGAAAAUGCCGAAACCGUUGAAGGAGGUGGCGAACAGCAGCAGACAGAGGAUUCUGGAGCAAGUGAAGACGCUAGCGACCACUCUGCAGAGACAGGAGAGGCUUCUUCUCAACAUUCCAGCGGUGUAAUGCGGGAUACUACGAGCGAUCCCAACACGGAGACGGAGGAACAGAUACGAGCGAAAGAUCUACCGUCAGCACCAGAACCGAUCUGUUUCAAUUUUCCAAUCCUUCAUUUCUCACAGACCGACAUUCGUCUCAUUCCCCACCCGUUCGCGUCAUAUCCCAGUGUUGUAUGCGGUGGUCCAUUGCGACAACCCUUUACUCGCACUAUCCUGUCGAUACGCUCCUAUGACCGCUUCAAUAUGGUGAAAUAUGUUCCCGAACACGGCAUCGUCAUCGCGGCCACGCAGAAAGGCCGCGCCGCCGUGAUUACUCUUACAGAAGCUCCCGGAAAGGGGCUUACUUUCCGAAUCAAUUGGAUGCUGCCCCUUGCCAGUCAAGAAAAGUACGCGGAUCGCCCGCUUAUUCCUCUACUCGGAAUCGCUGUCAGUCCCGUGCAGGGAUUCGAGAAGCCAGCCGAUGUGUCAUACAUUCCCCGCGGGGCCUGUGACCGGAACGACUUGUCCUUUCACUACAAGUUCCAAGGGAUUAACGGAGAACCUGUAUCUAUUGAUAAUUCUGAUGGGGAUUCUUGGUACAUAAAGCCUGAUGCUGAGGAACAACAACAACCGACUGAGGACGAGAUGAUGAUGAUGGAGACUGAGAGCGAUCUCCCCACGAACCUGAACCUCAACCGUCCGCACUCUUCCAAGCUCACUCUGCCCGAAUGCCACGCGAUCGCGAAUCGAAACUACCAGCCGCAUGAGCGUUGGCAAGGGUGGAACCCAUCCCGUCGCUACCGCCUGUUUCUCACGUACGGCGAUCACACCGUGAUGAGUUAUGAAUUCUGGUACGAAUGGUCUGAUACUGUUGUUGGCGAGAACUAUGAUGGCGAGCGUGACGACCUUUUGCUUAUCUAG